Micropterus dolomieu (smallmouth bass) is the source of this 4822-nucleotide messenger RNA. It is a transcript of the gene cicb, whose product is annotated as capicua transcriptional repressor b. The record is from RefSeq and is a predicted model, not a curated record. The transcript is spliced from 2 exons. Gene Ontology annotation, biological process: regulation of transcription by RNA polymerase II. Bases 379 to 4293 code for a protein of 1304 amino acids. Gene Ontology annotation, molecular function: DNA-binding transcription factor activity, RNA polymerase II-specific; RNA polymerase II transcription regulatory region sequence-specific DNA binding. Gene Ontology annotation, cellular component: nucleus. NCBI's taxonomy places the organism in Eukaryota, Metazoa, Chordata, Actinopteri, Centrarchiformes, Centrarchidae.
GUCGACUCACCCAGCUGUUAGUGGUUCAUUCACCAUUUUGUGACUGUAGUGGAAAAGAAGACCGAUAGUUUUUUAUAUCCCUCUUUGAGUUUCUGUGGGGGAAAGACAUGUUUUGCGGAGGAAAAGUAAAGUGUGAGCCCGGACCGCACAGUCGUCAAAGCCGACAGCCAGGGGAUGUUACCGAGACCAAUGCGAGCCUCCUCAUCAGCAAAUAAAUCUUUCUCUGGCGUGGGGAAAAGCUCUGUUGGGCCUGCAGAAUAGAGGACAGAAGGACAGCAGAGAAGAAAAAGCAGAGAAAGACAAAAAACGGAGUGCCUUAGAAGUGAAAAAAGAGGAGCGCCACAAAAUCUGCAGCACUUUGUGAACAGUGAAGAAAAGAUGAGACCAUUAAAGAAACACAAAGGCCGUUCUCCCCCGUUAACUAGAGGCAGAGGGGGGAGAAGGAGAGGGGGCUCCCAGCCCCUCCAACAGAAAGACCCCAAAAGAGUCAAGAAGGAGACACUCGUCAAAACCACACAGCAUACACCCAGCAUUCCUUCCACACGUAAACAGACCCCAUCCACAGCUACCAACUCUAAUGAAGAAUCCAUCACAAACAGCAAUACCCCCACGAGUGAACAGUCUGCCGAGCUGAGGAAACCUGUGGAGUCAGUUGAGAAAGAUGGAAAGAAGGAAGAAGAAAAGACAGAAAAGGAGAAGAUAAUGAUAGUGGGGACGAAUGUAGUAGUUAGUGCUAUGUCCACUGAUACUGUAGCAAUUCCUACCUCUGCCCCAGGACCGCUCUCCACAGCCACACCCCCUCUGGCCACCAAUCACAGCCCCAGCUUAGGCUCAGUCUCUAGUAGGAAAACAGCCACAUUUAAGGCCCGUGUACCCAAGAAAAAGUACACUUAUGAGCACUUUGCUAACAAUGCAAGUGCCCUGAUUACCAUGCCUACCUCCAACUCUGCACUCAUACAAAACAGUUACUGCAAUAUUAAAAGUAAAAUCAGUGAAAGUGUAAAUAUGCCCAAUAAUAAUUUCAAGAGUAGUAACAAUAUUAGUAAUAGCAUUAAUAAAAGCAUUAAUCUAAGCAUCAAUAGUGGUAACAAUAACAUCACAAGUGGUAUUAACAACCCAAAUAACAGUAGUAACAGUAGUGCUGGGAGCCAUAGUUCUUUUAUCAAUAGCAGUAAUAGUAGAAGUAAUAAUUGCUCAGGUAAUCAGCCAUCAGUGCUUACUGUGGAUAGUAAAGCUACAGAAGCAAACAAUUUUGUUUCUACAGAGGAUAGGGCCCUCAGGACAGCAGAUUCCCAGGAAAAAGAUUCCCAAUCUGGGGAAAAUGAAUCAGAGUUGGCCCCUAACUCAGUGCGCUCCUCGUCCACUGAUACAGCUAGUGAGCACUCAGCUGACCUGGAUGUGAUGGAGGCAACAGGGCCGAGCCUUCAUCAAAAGAACUCCCACAUCCCAGCUUCCCUCCAUAACUUGCAUCCUAAAGAGGCCAGUCUGUCAGAGGGGCUGGCUGAAGCCCUGGCCAAAGGCAUGAAAAACCAGAGAGUUCUUGCUCGUCAGAUAAAGAGGACCAUAGAGAGUGGGGUUGGGGCUACAGGGGUCAGAAGGGUUAAGGAGACAAACUCAUGCCCUUUCUCACCUGUGUUCAGACCAGGGGUGGUGCGUAGGGUGAGUGGAGGUACUGUUGACGUCCAGCUCCAUGGAGAGGAGACCCUUGUUAAAUACCCUUUCCAUGGUGGAACCGUGAUGACAUCGUCAUUAGGGACUGAGAGCACUGUGGAGUUCAUUUUGGAUGCCCCCCCACCUGGCAUGGCACCUGUGGCUGUUGGGACCCGAGUGUGUGUGCCCUUUGGUGGAGAAGAGGGAGGGCCUCUGCUGUACAGAGAGGGGAUUGUCGCUCAAGUGGACCCCCACCCCGGUGUCUCUUUUCCUUACCAGGUUCUGCUGAGUGAAGACAGGAAGACUCUGGACGAUGGAGGGGUGGGGGAAAAGAAAGAGAAAAGGAAAGCUAAUGCUCAUGCAGUGUGGGUGUCCCGACAAAGUCUGAGACUUCUCACCCCUCCUUGGGAGGUCUCACAUUUGGAUGGUGGGAGGGCCAAGGAGAGAGAGCGGGAGAGGGAAAGGGAGGAGAGAGAGCGGAGGGAGGAGAUGGAGGUAGAAAGGGAAGUGUGCCAGUUGAGUAUUGGAAUGGGGGUGCUCGGAGGGGGAGCAAGGUUGAGCCAUGGUUUUUCGAGUGAAGGAGUCAAAGUAGGGAUUCCCUAUGGAAACGUACAUCCACCACCCCAUUCUAGUGUAGCUGACAGCACAGUUCGUGGCUGUGGAGAGAACUACUCUGACGGAGAGAGACAGAAACAGCCAAACACUCCAGAAGAGGACGUUGAGGUAUCUCGUUUUAACAUGAGCAUCACUGCUGGUCCUAAGCCAAAUGCUGGAACCUCUCAGCACAGAAACAUCAUCUCCAAGUCCAGUGGCUACCCUCCCUCCUCCCCCCACCUCUCUGUGGUGCGGGGUCUGGGACCCCCGCACCUCUCCACCCUAGCUAGUCCUCUACCACCCCCUUCCCCUGCCUCAUUGGGGUCUGAAAUAAACAACGCCACUCCAAACCUACCUCCGUCAAAGACCGCUCCCACUCAGACCCCUACUCCUACUUCUGGUGGGGGGUCCUCCUCUACCUCCUCUCGCUCCAGGACUCCCCUCUCAUUAGCUCAGCAGAAAUACAAGAAGGGCGAUGUGGUGUGCACCCCUAAUGGUAUCCGUAAGAAGUUCAAUGGUAAGCAGUGGAGGAGGCUGUGCUCCAGGGAGGGCUGUAUGAAGGAGUCUCAGCGUCGAGGAUACUGCUCUAGACACUUGUCCCUGAGGACCAAAGAGAUGGAGGCAGCAGGGGGAGAGAGGGGAGGAGGAGGCAGCAGCUCAGGGACAGUCACCCCCUCUGACCUGCGGGGCAGAGCAAGUAGUGAGUUUGAGUGGGAUGACACAUCAAGAGAGAGCAGCGAAACGAGUAGCAGAGGAGACUCCAGACCCCGCUUGGUCCUCCCCUCCCUCCUCCCCCAUGACCUGUCGUCACGCUUUGACUUUGAUGAGUGUGAGGCCGCCACUAUGCUUGUAUCAUUGGGGAGCUCCCGCUCUGGCACCCCUUCCUUUUCUCCCAUCUCCAACCAGUCGCCCUUCUCCCCUGCCCCCUCUCCCUCUCCUUCCCCACUUUUUGGCUUCAGGCCAGCCAACUUCUCCCCGAUUACUGCCUCCCCUGUCCUGCAACACCGGAGGCACAGGCAACCCAGCGGGACGGGGGGAGGAGGGACAGUGGGCAGCAAGGUAACAACCUCAGCUGGAGGAGGAGAAAGGGAGAGACACACUUCAGGCAUCCAGCCCUCAUUCCACAGCAACCUGACCUUUACAGUCCCCAUGAGCCCGAGCAAACGAAAGCCUGAUGCGCCUCCCCCACCACCACUCCCCUCACACCACCAUGAUUACACUCCCAAGACAGAGCUGGAGCAGGGGGACCUCAACAACUCUUUCAGGGUGCUGUCCCCCCACAACCCAGCUUCACAUUCCCGCACACACACACCUACCUUCUCCCGACCCAGAGGAGUGACCACCCCCUCCUCCAGUAGGCCACCGUCCUCCACUGCCGUCUCCCCUCCUCCUCUUCUGGUGUCUCCAACUCCUCCUUCUCCUCUCACUCCAGACGGAGGGCCUCGUCGUGUGGUCCCUGUUUCCCAUCAGACCUUGCGGGACUCCCCUGUCAUUGUGAGGAAUCCCGAAGUCCCACUGGCAAAAUUUACAGAGUGUCCCUUGGGAAGAGGAGGAGGAGGAGGUGGUGGAAAUGAGGGAGGGACAGAUAACACCACAUCUAAAGACACUGGCCUAACACCUCUUACCCCUCAGCCAGUUUCUGGCCUCCAGGUUCCCGUCCCCAUUAAUGCUGCUGCAGCCACAGUCCCCAAUGGCACCGUCCUCUUGCGGAGCCCAGCCCAAACUCUAGUGCUUGUGUCCCCAACACCUUCUUCCCUGUCCACCACUGUUACCCCUGCCACUCCCCUGCAAGCCCUGUCAGUUACCGUCAGCACAACAGUCACAGCUCCAGCUCCAAGUAGCACAGACAGCUCUGGGGAACGAGAGGAGAACAGAGGGACAGGGUUUGGGGGUGAGGUUCAGCAGCCAGUUCCCUGUCACCCUUCUCCCACCGCUCUGCUGCCCUUGAUCCUCCCAGCUGAAAGCCUUCAUCCCGUCCCACGUAAAGAUAUCAUCAUGGGACGUCCUGGCACAGGUGAGAAUUGCUCCAUACGUGUUGGUGUAUUUUGAAUGUGAGGUCAGUGACUUUAAAGGAAUGAGAAGAAACCUUGGAUACUAUGGAGAACUUAAUUACAAUUUGUGAACUGAGCUGCAGUUAGAAAACAAGAGAUGUGUGGGAUAAGCAUAUUAAAUGGUGUAUUCUGUGCACCUUUGGAAAUACUCUAGUCACAUGAUAACCAUGUUUAGUCUCUGUUCCAAUACAAAUUUAAAAAGUAAAUGUAUCUUGUCGAUGAGAAAGUAUUAUAGAUUAGAAUAGAAAAUUAAUUAGGAUUACUACUUUGAAAAAUGUAUUUUACACGGUACCCAAACACACAAAAAUCUCCGAAAGUAGACUUUCCAUUAAUGGUAUUUUUUAAAAAGUUUUUUGAAACAUUUGAAAUGUGACUGAAGUUUAACUUUAUUCCUCUAUGACAUACCAAAUUACAGCUCUGUACAUAUGAAAAAUUAAGAAAACAUUCUCCCCUAUCAGAUUUUUUAUGAAUUCCAAUUUUUGAAAACCUCAGUAGUGUGGGGUUAGGAGCCCUCUGUUUUUUGUUUC